GGCGAGAGCGCGAACCCAACUAAUAAUCAUGCAACGACCCGCGGCGGGGCUCUCGGUCGUUCGCUAUAUAUGCCGGCCACCCGACUCCAACCAACCCAACACGACGCGUCGAUUUCCGCUACGGCGUGCUUCUCUGAAAUCAACAGCCCAACCCCUCUUAAACCCUCUCAAAAGUUCGCGGAACUGCUCGGCGAUCGAUCCAAUGGGGGAGGUCAUCCCCGCCGCGGAGUUGCUGUACGGCAUGCCGUUGCUUCGGUCGGUGACCGGCGGCGACGGCGGCGGCGUGGAAGCUGGCGGCGGCUGCGGCGCGCUGCUCGCGGAGCUCAAGCAACUGUGGGGGGAGAUAGGGAAGAGCCGGGAGGACAGGGAGCGGAUGGUGCGGGAGCUGGAGGAAGAGUGCAUGCGCGUGUACCGACGCAAGGUCGACGAGACCACCGGAGAGCGCGCGAUGCUGCACCAGUCGCUCGCCGCCGGGGAGGCCGAGAUAGCCGCACUCACGGCCGCGCUCGGCGCCGACAACAGCCCGCAGCUCAAGGUAAACAAAUGGACCAUGACGUUGACCGAGCGGGUGUCGUCGGCGACAGCCCUGCUGGAAGAGCUGAGGGCGAUGAAAGCAGAACGGAGCAAACAGUUCGCUGGCAUACGGUUCGAAAUCGAAAAGAUCACUGCUGAAAUUGCAGGGAGGAGCUACGGGUAUGAGGCUUCCCCCAGGGCCUGCGAGGUGGAGGAACAUGACCUGACCGUCAGGAGGCUGAACGAGUUCAGAACACGCUUGUCGAAUCUCCAGAAAGAGAAGUCUGAUCGGCUUCACAAGGUCCUGGAGCACGUCACCGAGGUGCACUCGCUGUGCGACGUGCUCGGCGAGGACUUCAUCGCGAUCGUGAACGAGGUCCACCCGGGGCUGCACGAGACGGCCGACCCCGGCAAGCCCACCAGCAUCAGCGACGGCACGCUGGGCAGCCUUGCCCAGGUCGUGGCGAUGCUCACGUCGGAGAAAGCCAAGCGGGCAGCCAUGCUGCGAGAAGCCGUGGUGCCGCUGGUCGAGCUGUGGGAACUGAUGGACUCGCCGGAGGAGGAGCGGCGGAGUUUCAGGAAGGCGACGGCCAUUCUGACGCAUGGAAAAGAGGAGGCCCUGUCCUCCGGCGUCCUGUCAGUGGCCACCAUAAAGAAGACGGAGGAGGAGGUGGAGAGGCUGACGAGGCUCAAGGCAGGCCGGAUGAAGGAGCUCGUGCUCAAGAGACGGGUGGAGCUGGAGAACAUCUGCCGGAGCAUGCAUGUGGAGCCUGAUGCAAGCACCGUGCCGGAGAAAUCCAUUGCGUUGAUCGAUUCUGGUCUUGUGAAUCCUUCUGAGCUCAUGGCCAGCAUCGACGAACAGAUAGCCAAAGCCAGGGAAGAGCACCAAUCCAGGAGAGAGAUCAUGGAGAAGAUAAACAAGUGGCUGCUGGCGUGCGAGGAAGAGAAAUGGCUCGAGGAGUACACUUUGGAUGAAAAUAGGUUCAAUACCGGCAGAAUUGCACGUCUCAACUUGAAACGCGCCGAGAAAGCGAGGCUUAUCAUCACCAAGAUUCCAGCUAUCGUUGACAACCUGAUGAGCCGAACACUGGCAUGGGAGAGCGAAAGAAAGAAGCCUUUUCUGUACGACGGGGCUCGCUUAGUGGCCGUCUUGGAAGAGCACAAGCAAGCCAGGCUGAGGCAGGAAGAGGAGAGGAGGCGACUCCGGGAGCAGAAGAAGCUUCGCACCCUGCUGAGCGAGAAGGAUGCGAUGCCGCACCUGAAACGGCCUGGCAGCAGCUUCGGCAGGACCGCCGAGCCCUGCAACGCGAACCGGAAAAGGGUCGACGCGGGCAGGUUCACGUCCCCCGCGCCGUCGGUGCGCAGCGGCGCGUCCUCCAGCGGCAGCAGCGGCGGUGCUGCAAGCGCAGCCGAGCUCCUCAGGCCGCGGUCGUCGGCGCCGGGGGCGGGGGCGGGGCAGUGUGGGGAACUAUUGAAGGGCGCGAGGCGGCUAUCGGCGCCGCCGUUCAACUACGUCGCCGUGCCCAAGGUGGGCAGCAUGUCUUCGUCGCUGGCGCUGACCUGAGCUCGCCUCGCAGGUCAGAAGUGCAUGCGUAGCAAUGUGGCCGUGUACAUACUGUUCCAGCGGUGUUCUACCGGGAAUUCUUUUUGAAGGAUGGGUCAUUCAUGUUGCAGUUGUUUCCCUAUCUAUUUCGAGAUGUUGUAUUGUUGUUGGCUACACCACUUACAGCUGAUGCAGUAUAUAUAUUUUUCUUUUCCUUCCU
Phragmites australis (common reed) is the source of this 2276-nucleotide messenger RNA. Its product is annotated as 65-kDa microtubule-associated protein 6-like. NCBI's taxonomy places the organism in Eukaryota, Viridiplantae, Streptophyta, Magnoliopsida, Poales, Poaceae. Gene Ontology annotation, cellular component: cytoplasm; spindle. The coding region runs from base 29 to 2077 and encodes 682 amino acids. Gene Ontology annotation, molecular function: microtubule binding. Gene Ontology annotation, biological process: microtubule cytoskeleton organization. The transcript is spliced from 11 exons. The record is from RefSeq and is a predicted model, not a curated record.